Molecule: messenger RNA, 1911 nt
Organism: Culicoides brevitarsis
Lineage: Eukaryota; Metazoa; Arthropoda; Insecta; Diptera; Ceratopogonidae
Product: contactin-3
Exons: 5
Coding region: 356-1288 (310 amino acids)
Cellular component (GO): neuron projection
Molecular function (GO): protein binding
Source: RefSeq, a predicted model, not a curated record
AUGUAUUUGCGAAUUGUCAACUAGUAGAGUCUUGUAUACACAACAAUCAUCAUCAAAAGCAAGCUUUUUGAUGGUGCCAGUAUUUUAUUGUAUAUUAUAAUAUUUAUUAGUGUAUUUUAAAAUUGUGCAAUUGUGUCCACUAUAAUGUCGUGUUGUUCUCUCGUUAACUAACUAAAAAUUUGUUCACUAUACGACAAUUUUAUCAUUCAUUUCGGAGUAAAGUGAACACAAGCCAGAUUAUCUCGAGUAUUAAAAAAUCAGUAUUUUUUUUAUUUCGCAAAAAAGUGUUUGUUUGUAUGAAUCGAAAAGUUUUAGAUAUUAUUAACAUACAAUCUGUUAAAAGUGAUAUGGAAAUAUGCUAUUAAACAAUCGUAACGUUGUACUGGAAUCCGUGUUUUCGUUUGUAGUUUUUUGUAUGGUGUCUUCGUCCCAACAGCAACAGCAGCAGCAGCAGCAACAACAACAACGAGAUCUAAACAACAAUAAUAUUAAUAAUCGAUACUACUACGUUGUAGAUGAAGGACAAAACCUAACAUUGCCAUGUUCGAGCAAACUUGGUACUGUGAUGUGGGUUCGUGAAGGAAAAAUGGACGAUGGCAUCCAUGUGCUACCAAAUGGAUCACUUUUCCUUCCCAACCUCAAUACAAAUGACGCCGGAACGUACAUUUGUUCCGAAAUGAUUCCCGGGUUCUAUGAAUCCGUGAAUGUUGGCAUCGACGAUAAUAGUGUACAUAACGAAAACUUUACCAAAGAUACUGUAGUGGAGGUGGCUCGUAUCGAAGUGACUGUCCGAACGGUUCCCGGGCCCGUCGCGAAAUUCAAAUGCCGCGCUACCACAAUCAUUGCUGUCAUAAUAUGGGAAAUUUGGCCUAAUAGAACGGGGGGUUAUCCUCUCUUAGAUUUUACAGCAGAAAUGAGACGCAUGCCGGAAGCUGGCGAAAAUGAAACGGAAUGGAUGUUACUAGAUCCGCAUCAUAUUAGUCCAAAUGCUCGUCAAUUGGAAAUUUUUCACCUGUCGCCCAAUACAACAUAUGAAUUCCGUAUUUGGGGCACAAACAAACUCGGACCUGGCGAGAAAUCCCUCAUUACUGCAACAACCGUACCAAAAACCGAAGAAAAGGAUCUUAUACGAAGAAUAAUGAUAGAUGCGGAAAAUUUUGAUACCCGUGUAUGGAUAGUAGCUGUCAGUAUUGUUAUGGGCAGUUUACUAAUUUUAUCAUUAGGAACGUGUCUAGUUCUUUAUAAGGAAUGCCGCGAUUCAACUGGUAUAGAAAUUGAAUCAUUUUAAUUAUUAAAUCAUUGCUGUGUAAAAUAUAUACAUAAACUUAGUGAACAUUUAUAGUUAAAUGUGCUCUGUUACACACGUUUUUCAUGAUUUUAAUUUUUUUUCGUUUGGUUUGAUGUUUGUAAUGUGACUUGUGGUUGUGUGAUAUAAAAAAGUUUAAUUUAUCAUUUUUGACUCAAGUACACACGACACGCUCUAGCAUAAUGAGUUUCAAUUUAGGAAAAAAAAUGCAAGAAUCGAUGUAAAUUGUUUUGUUUUAGUAUAAUGUUCAUUAUAAGUUGAAUAAAUUACACAUAUUUGCUACUUUUUUUUUUAUUUAAGUUGAACAUUUUGAUGUGACUCGCAUAGCAUUAUAAGACAAAAAUUGAAAAAGUGAUAUUUUAGCAUAUUAGCAUAGGUACAAUAAAAACACAUGAAUACCUGUGUCUAGGUCCUAGGCAUCCCACCCAGCUAAUAAAUCAAGUAGCUGAAAGAAGAAAUGAAUAUUAAAUUAAUUGGAGCAAUCUAUAUUAUUAUCAUUCAGACAGAAUUUAAUUAUAUUUGCGUGCCUUUAUUAAGUUCAUUGUUUUUUUAAAAAUAAUUUUCCAACAUAUUUUCAAAUUUCAACCAGAUUCUUAAGCUUUUUU